Messenger RNA from Raphanus sativus (radish), 1085 nucleotides. Its product is annotated as rac-like GTP-binding protein ARAC5. Gene Ontology annotation, cellular component: cell cortex; cytoplasmic vesicle; cytoskeleton. The record is from RefSeq and is a predicted model, not a curated record. Gene Ontology annotation, molecular function: GTP binding; protein kinase binding; GTPase activity. Bases 268 to 858 code for a protein of 196 amino acids. The transcript is spliced from 7 exons. Lineage: Eukaryota; Viridiplantae; Streptophyta; Magnoliopsida; Brassicales; Brassicaceae. Gene Ontology annotation, biological process: establishment or maintenance of cell polarity; cortical cytoskeleton organization; regulation of actin cytoskeleton organization.
AAGCUGUAUCUAAAAAAGCUCAUCUCAAAGUCACCCCAACGGCCCAAAAACAAAUAAAAAGAAGCAAAAAAAAAUAUUAUUUCUCAUUCAUCUCUCUCAUUGAACAUCAACAUCUUCAUUGUUCAUUCUGCAAUUCGAAUUUUAGGGUUUCUUUUUUCUUCUAGAGUUAGUAGAAAAGUUCGCGACUUUAUUGUUGGGUAAUGGUUUGAGGAGAGAAAAGUCAAGAAGAAGUUUUUUUUUUUUGUUUUUUCGAAUAAGCGGCGGAGAAUGAGUGCUUCGAGGUUCAUAAAGUGUGUCACCGUCGGCGAUGGCGCCGUCGGAAAAACCUGUAUGCUGAUCUCUUACACCAGCAACACUUUCCCUACGGACUAUGUUCCAACAGUGUUCGACAACUUCAGUGCCAACGUGGUUGUAGAUGGCAACACUGUGAAUCUUGGAUUGUGGGAUACAGCUGGUCAAGAAGACUAUAACAGGUUAAGACCAUUGAGUUACCGUGGUGCAGAUGUCUUCAUUCUUGCUUUCUCUCUUAUCAGCAAAGCUAGCUACGAGAACAUAGCCAAGAAGUGGAUUCCUGAGCUUAGGCAUUACGCCCCUGGAGUUCCUAUCAUCCUCGUUGGAACAAAACUCGAUCUUCGAGAUGACAAGCAGUUCUUCAUAGACCAUCCCGGUGCAGUACCAAUCACUACAAACCAGGGAGAGGAACUAAAGAAGCUGAUAGGAUCUCCGGUUUACAUUGAAUGUAGUUCAAAGACGCAGCAGAACGUGAAAGCAGUCUUUGACGCAGCUAUAAAAGUGGUGCUUCAGCCCCCCAAGUCAAAGAAGAAGAAAAAGAACAAGAAUCGUUGCGCUUUCUUGUGAUCUCACCUUUAAAAAAAAAACAAGAAAAAGUUUGGUAGGUGACAAGCGAAGCUGAAGAGAAGAGAAAAAAAGAUUCAGAGCAUCAAACUGUCUAGUUGUUGUUAUAAGGCUUUGUUCGGUUGAGAAUCUAAUCAGUAAGAAGAGGGGGAUGAGUUCUUUGGUGUGUUGUUGUUGGAUGUACUAUAACUACGUAGACUAAUCUUCUUAAUCCAUGUUUUUUUUGGUUU